Rhizopus microsporus ATCC 52813 is the source of this 699-nucleotide messenger RNA. RefSeq lists its product as uncharacterized. Bases 1 to 699 code for a protein of 232 amino acids. The transcript has a single exon. Lineage: Eukaryota; Fungi; Mucoromycota; Mucoromycetes; Mucorales; Rhizopodaceae. The record is from RefSeq and is a predicted model, not a curated record.
AUGACAGAAAUACCACAAAGAAGAAGCUCAAUAUCAUCAUUAUCAUCCUACAGUGAUUCCUCAAUAUCUGAAUCAUCUUCGGAGCAUUCUGAAGAACAACCGUUGGAUAGACAGCAAUUGGAAAAUAUAAUUAUGUACAAGGUCACACAUCAUCUGGAUUCUACUCAGUUACCUGGUAUUUUAGCGAUCAUAGAGCGUGAAGAAGGAGAAGAUGAUGAAGUGGAAAUCGAUUUAAGUCAAUUGGCGGUGAAUCAACUUGAACAUAUUCUAUCUUAUGUAGACACAUGCAUUCAUCAAAAUCAAAUAGCCAAGGACACAUCACACAACGAUAAUAAAGCAACCAGUCAUCGUCAUCGUCAUCGUCAUACACGUACCACACCAACAUCAUCGUUAUCAUCAAAACCCGAGACAGGGUCGUCAAGGUCAAGGGAGGGUAAUAAUCAAGUCAAAAAUAUAAGCAAGCGAAAAAGAGCAUUACAUAGGCGAAGAUUACUCGAGAAUAUGCUUGCCUCAUCUAGUGAAGCCAAUAGCAGUGAUGACGGUGAACCCAACGUCAUUGUGUUUGAUGAACUACUUGGGGAUAAAAAGCUAGUGAACCAUACUAUUGUGCAUGAGCCAAAAAAUCCAUUGAAUGUUCCAGAACGAUGCCCCGAGAGCUCGCUUGAAGAUAGCGAUGAAGUGAUUGACAUUAUGCUGUAA